AGAGAGAGAGAGAGAGAUAGAGAGAGAGUCUGGAGGGCGGUGUUGAUGUCAGCAUGGUGGGAGCAGGGAUCAGCCCGCUGGAGCCUCCAGAGGAGGGAGAUGACAGCUGAGCCCAGCGCUGUACAUGCUCAUCUGCUCGUCUACUGUGUGGAGACGCAGUAUAGGCUACACCACCUCUAACGCUGAGCUGGUAGACCUCCAGUAGAAGAAGUACGAUAUUAAUGGCAGUGAGCCGCGGGCGACCGAGCAGCGAGUGGACGGAGAACGUUUACCCACCGCUCUUCCCCGGCUAGCGGCUCCAGCAGAGCAGCGAGAGGCUACAGCGAGGACUUUAGUUAGCAGUCAGGUAAUGAGUGAUGAUGGAAGCAGGCUCGGUGGUGCGUGCUGUGUUUGAGUUUCUGCCCAGCGUCUCGGAGGAGCUUCCUCUCUUUGCUGGUGAUGUGGUUGAAGUCCUUAGUGUGGUGGAUGAGUUUUGGCUGCUUGGAAUCAAAGAUGGAGUCACAGGUCAGUUCCCCAGCACUUUUGUUGAAUCUGUCACCAUCCCCACUACGAAGGCAGGAGAGCAACUCUACGUAUGCAUCAGUGACUUCAACUCUUUGGAGCCAGGCAACCUGCCCCUGAAGAGAGGUGAUGUAGUGGCAGGAGAGGCCCCCGUGGAUGCAGUCUGGCAGCGGGGUAGGAAUGCCUGGGGUACACGGGGAGUCUUCCCUGUGUCCUGUGUGAAGGAGCUAGAGCUGUCUGGCCGCUCUAGGCAGCUGAGCGAGCGCAGUGCAGCGGCACAGGCAUCUGAACUCCCCCCUCAUGCUUUGGGCCAGGCCCGUGCUCUCAUGGGCCUCCACGCUCAGCUAGAUGAGGAGCUGGACUUCCGGGAAGGUGAUGUUAUCACCAUAGUGGGUGUGCCUGAACCAGGCUGGUUCCAGGGUGAGCUGGAGGGCAGGACAGGGAUCUUCCCUGAGGGUUUUGUGGAGCUGCUUACACCCCUGCGCUCGAUCCAGCAGGAUCCUGAGCCUCAAAGCCUGGGACAUUAUCACCACGGCAGCGUGGAGGAAGAGGAGCACAUGGAAGAGGAAGAAGAAGAAGAAGACGAAGAAGUGGAGGAGGUGGUGAAGGACAGUGUGGAAAUGGAGGCACAGCAGCAGCACCAGGAAGAAGAAGAAGAUGAGGAAGGAGGUGUUUAUGGAGUUGCUCUGUAUGAAUUUAGAGCUUUGGAGCCUGGGGAACUGGACUUUGACAUUGGAGACAGGAUCCGAAUCCUUGGAACAUUGGAGGAUGGCUGGCUGGAGGGGCAGCUGCGAGGCAGAAGGGGCAUUUUCCCCCACAGGUUUGUUAAAAUGGACACACAGCUUCAGGCUGUGCCCCAAGUGCAGGUUAUGAGUGAGGAAACAACCACAUCUGAGAAAGAAGAGGGUGACAGUUAUACUUCUGAUUACAAUUCAAGUCAACAAGACCACACUGUACCAGAGUAUGACCAGGAUUGUGCAACCCAUGAGGACCACACUGUGUGGGAUCUGGACUACUUUGAGCGAAGGGAGGAAAGCAAAGAGACCUCACAAUCUAAAAGCAACUCUCAAGAUAGGGAAGUGGCUCAGAGGCAACCUCAGACCCAUCCAAGGAGGAGAGAGAGGCCUCCGCCACCGCUUAUACAGCCCAAUCGGACAGACAGCUCAGCCCACAGAACAGUCCAGAGGACUAACUCGGGUAGCCCAACUCCUCCUAGACCACGGCUGCCUCCCAGGCCCAGCCUCCAUGCGCUCAACAACAGGCAGCAGAGUAUGGGCACUCGCAAUAACCUACCUGAACCUCCUCCAGUUCCCACUACCAGGAGCCAGAGUCUACACCCACCUGGAAGAACCUCUACAAGCCUUCAAAGUAAUUUCUCUCGGUCCAGAAACAAUGGCCACUACGCCUCCCAUGAUGGCAGGAACCCCUUCUCAAGCAGAAGUUCUGCCAGCCAGAUGGAGAAGAACAGACAGAAGAAGUUGACCCGCCACGCCAGCGUCACCGAUUCUGACCUUAGUUCCUGUGCUCAUAGUGAGAAGUGGGCCUGGCCUGAGGGGCGGGGCACCAAUGGCCUGUCAGCCUCUCACACACUGGACUCAUUAGCCGCAUGUGCAGGUGACCUGGAGGCCAAGCUUUCCCAGCAGCUGCUGGAGUUUGAGAGAAGUCUUCCAGGUCAUGGAGGCGGGGCAAAUGAAGAGCAAGGUAGGAGGGAGGAGCUUAACCACAGUUGGAGAAACAAAGUGUCCCGCCACUUCUCCAUCCUGGACUACAGUAGCGAGAGUGAUAUAAUUAGAGGCUCCUCAUCUCACCCCUCACUGGACUGCCCCUUGCCCCCCAUCUCCUCCCAUUCUGGCUCAGCCUCCUCUCUAGAGAGACGGAAGACGCUCCGACCCCCUCCACCCCGUCCCAGGAUUCUGAGACCACCAGCACCUUCUAGCUCCCACACUCAUGCUCCUCUUACAAAUGGCCGAGCCGCUCCACAGCCUUAUAGGCCGGCCCGCAGAGCUCCCCGCCCGCCUCCACCUUGUCCUCGCCCUACCUCUGAUGCACCCCGUCCUCCUCAACAGAGCUCUAACCUUUUAUUCUCUGCUGAGGAGGAGGAGGUGCUGCAUGAGGAUGUGAUGAUGGCAGAGGAGGUAGAGGAGGCAGAAGAUGCACUAGAAAGGGAGAGGGAGAUGGAGCAAGAGAGGGAGAGAGAGCAGGAGCAGUACAGACUUCUUCUCAGGCUUGAGGAGGUCGAGAGGGACAUUGAUAUGUACACAAACACCGCCCAGGAGCUGCGUGCCAUGCUGGAGGAAGAAGAGCAGGAGGAUGAGACAGCGCGGCAGCAGGCAAUGGAGAACCUGGAGUUCUGCACCUACACCCUGGAGACACUGACUCUAGAGCAGCAGCAGUUACGAGAGAUGACACUGCUGUCAGCCCAACCUAAAUCUCUAGAGUCAGCCCCAGCCUCUGCAGCCUCCACAGAAGACCCUGAGCAGAGAAUGCUUGAGAAAAGGUCAAAGGUCAUAGAGGAGCUUCUGCAGACCGAGGCAGACUAUAUAAAAGACUUGCGGAUGUGUAGGGAAGAGAUCAUUGAACCCUUAAAGGAAAAACAGGUCCAGAAUGUAGACUUUGAUGGUCUUUUUGGCAACAUUGACUCUGUAAUUGAUCUCUCAAGUCGGCUUAAUGAAGCACUUCAGGACACUGACUCUAUAGGAAAAGUGUUCCUGGACUUCAAAUCAGAGCUGGAGGAGGUGUAUAAGGUCUAUUGUCAGAAUCAUGAUGAUGCCAUCUCCCUGCUGGAGACCUAUGAGAAAGAUGAGAAUAUUCAGAAGCAUGUGUUGGAGUGUCUGGAGAACCUCAGAGCGAUAUACCGUGGGUGGGGGAAAACCAACUACAUAAAUUUGGGUUCAUUCCUGAUAAAGCCUGUGCAGAGAGUGAUGCGUUACCCCCUGCUACUAAUGGAGCUGCUGAAUGCUACGCCAGAGUCCCACCAUGACAGGAAACAGCUGGAAGACGCUGUGCUGUCUGUUAAAGAGAUCAACGGCAACAUCAAUGAGUACAAAAGGAGAAAGGACCUGGUGGUGAAGUACCGCAAAGGUGAUGAGGACAGACUCAUUGACAAGAUUUCCAAGCUAAGCAUGCACUCCAUCAUCAAAAAGUCAAACAGAGUGAGCAGCCAUCUGAAGCACUUGACUGGAAUUUCACCACAGAUAAAGGAUGAGGCAUUUGAUGAAGCAGAGAAGCGGUUUAGACUCCAGGAGCGAUUGAUCAAAUCCUUCAUUAGGGAUAUCUCCCUCUACCUACAGCACAUAAGGGAGUCUGCCUCAGUGAAGGUGCUGUCAGCCAUCAGUUUCUGUGACAUCUACACAGAGCGGCAGCAGCAGCUGGACCCUGAGCGCUUCCAGAGAGCUCAUCGCUGCAUCAGUGACAAGCAGUUCACUCAGUUUAAGGAAAGAACAGAGGCUCUGGUCAUCUCGCCCCUCACCCAGCUGCUCUCCAUGUUUGCUGGGCCCCACAAACUGAUCCAGAAGCGCUUUGACAAGCUUCUCGACUAUGAUAACUGCAAGGAGCGAGCCGACAGGUUGAAGGACAAGCGUGUGCAGGAGGAGCUACAGAUAGCACGGAAUAACUACGAGGCACUGAAUGCCCAGCUGCUAGACGAGCUGCCCAAGUUCCACCGUGCCGCUGAGGAGCUGUUUACCAGCUGCGUGCGGGGUUUUGCCCAGGCCCAGAGGGACUUCAUCCGCCUCACACUAGGCGAGCUCACGCCACUUCUGCAGCUGUCUGGUAUGGGUGGCCCAGAUGGGAACCUGGUUUCGCUGUUUCAGGAAGAGCAUGGCCGAGUGCUUCAGCUGCUACAGAGCUUCAGCUUUUUCCCUGAGAACUUGCCCACCAACCGCAAGCCUUUUGACAGGAAAACUCUAGAGAAACAAACCUCUAAAAAGCCUCUGCAGGGUCCUCCAAAUUUAGUACGGCAGACAGAUGAGCACCGGGCAGGGCUGCUGGCCCGCUAUGGCCCAGAUAAACUCUUCCAGGCUGAAAGGAACUUUAAUGCAGCACAAGACCUGGAUGUGUCCAUAUCAGAGGGUGACAUUGUGGGUGUUAUCAAACAGCAGGACCCCAUGGGCAGCCAGAAUCGCUGGCUCAUAGACAAUGGUGCCACUAAGGGCUUUGUUUACAGUUCAUUUUUAAAGCCCUACAACCCACGUAGAAGCCAGUCAGAUGUCUCCAUUGAAAGCCAGUCCUCCAAUGAAUCAGGUUAUGGCGGCUCCUCACCUGUAUUCUCACGGCAGAACAGCAACAGCACACUGACUUUUAACCAGGAGACAUCCACUGUCAGCUUCUCUACUACUGCACCUUCAGACCAUGCGUGCCCGCGCCCCACUCAGGACUCUGCCCCGUCCCGCAGGAACCCCCACAGAGAUGCUCCAACGCUUAACUGUCCCACCAACAAUCAGAGAGAUUCCCUUGACUCAUCCUACAGGAAUUCUUCCAGUCACAGAGAGCUGUCUGAGACAUCCUAUCAUAAUGCUGCAAAUCACAGAGACUAUUCAGAGCCUUUAUACCAGAAUUUUACCAAUGAUCAAGAUUCCUCAGACUCCAGGUACACUACUCCAGCCAAUCACAGAGACCUUUCAGACUCUUCUGAGACAGACUCUUGCUCCUCCAGUAGGAAAUCGAGACAUGAACCGUCUCAGAGGUAUGCAGCCUACAGCUCUCAGCAGAGGCGGAAUGGGGAAAGUUCAGUGCAGCAGAGGAGGCCUCAGUACCCUAAUGAUGAGUACACAGAGCCUGACCCUGAUCCAGAUGUCGAUGGCCAUCAGAUAUAUUAUGCUCUCUAUUCAUUCAGUGCACGAUGUGCAAAUGAGCUGAGCAUCUCGGCCAACCAAAGAGUACGAAUUCUGGAGUUUCAGGACAUGAAUGGCAACCAAGAGUGGUGGCUAGGAGAGGCAGGAGGACGAAGGGGCUAUGUUCCCUCUAACUACAUCCGCAAGUCAGAGUACACCUGAGCGCUGCAUCCAUAUGAGGAGAUCCAGAGAGCACUCCAACUAGCCCCAGCUCACCACAAAUAAGCUCAGCUGAGGAGACAGGCUGACGAAAUGACAAUAUAGUGCCUUUACUCUAUGGGAUAUGAGUUGAUGUGGUGAAAAAGAAAAGAAUUCUUUUGGAACUGGUGAUUGCUGCUGAUGGGAAGAGAAUAUGACUCUCCUUGACUGGAUUUAUGACUUCCCUAUUUUUUUUUCAUUCUGUUCUGGACUGUAACCUCUGAGCUCUUCUUUGUGGCUCUUACAAGAAGCAAUUUGGCACUGUGUGUUUUGGUUUUGCAGAAAGAAAUAAGAUGGACUGUUUGACAGUAGGGGUUUUGUUCAAGAUUCUAAAUGCACUAUGAAUGCCUACAAUCAUAUACAGUUGGAUGGGACCAGUCCAAGAAUAGUGCUAGCACUUAUCUGGUAUACUAAAUUAAAAGAGAUUUACCAUGAAGUGCAACCUGUGUUGUAUGUUUGCCUGACACUGGAAUGAGCAAUUCAGAUGAUGGUGUGAGAGUGGAUGCCUGUUUUGCUGGAGAUUGAAGCAGUGGUUUGAGUGGUGGUGUGCUGGAGACAUCUAGCCUUGAUUGUUUGGCAAUCAUUGAGACAGACAUGUCUCUCAUUCACCUGCUCCAGGUUAAUCCAUGUGAACAUGACAGAAAACUUUUGGAUUUUUCACAGGAUUCAGAACAAAUUCUAUAUCUACUGAACAAUAUUUAGGUUUUCUGAGAAUCUGAAUGAAAUAAGGCAUAUAUGAGGCAUAUUUUAUACAGUACAGUAAUUCUGUCUUUUUCUGCCUUUUUUCCAGUUUCAGAGUGCAUUGUUCCUUUUGAUACACUCACUUGUGCAUGAGUUUUUAGGAGCUAGAACAAUCUUGGGGUUUGACAAAUAGUGAGUGAAAGUUCAACCACUGGUACAAGUAAGAUCCCAGAGGGCCUUCUCAUGUUUCUCAUAUCCAGAUGCUGUUUAUGACUCUCAUCCUAUCAUUCAUCUCUCAUGCUGUAUAGGAAAAUGUAUUUCUGUCCUCCAGUGUCAAGUGAUCUGUUCCUUUUUUUAUUUGAAUAAAAAAUCAAGAAAAACCUA
Messenger RNA from Colossoma macropomum (tambaqui), 6596 nucleotides. Its product is annotated as dynamin binding protein. The transcript has 17 exons. Lineage: Eukaryota; Metazoa; Chordata; Actinopteri; Characiformes; Serrasalmidae. Gene Ontology annotation, biological process: intracellular signal transduction. Gene Ontology annotation, molecular function: protein binding; guanyl-nucleotide exchange factor activity. Bases 357 to 5495 code for a protein of 1712 amino acids. Gene Ontology annotation, cellular component: cytoplasm. The record is from RefSeq and is a predicted model, not a curated record.